This is a messenger RNA of Peronospora matthiolae, 1221 nucleotides long. The record is from the annotation of a GenBank genome assembly. Lineage: Eukaryota; Oomycota; Peronosporomycetes; Peronosporales; Peronosporaceae.
AUGGACACCACUUCGCAACGAGGUGCCAGUACUUCUGUCGGCACAUCGCAGGAAGAGCGGGACCGCAAUGUCUUGCGUCUCGCUCCUGAGAAGAAGGCAUGGAUGCCUCCCAAAUCAGUCAUGGAUCACUUGUCGACGACGACGAGUGAUCGUUAUCGAACACGGUUGUUCGAUUCGUCAAGGAUCCAUCACCUUGACCCCAGCGCGAAAAACUAUCGCGCUGAGAAUGAAUUCUUCAUCGAUGCUUUCUUUAGACAUCGAUGGUACAGUGGGAAUCAAAAGCGUGAUGGUCCCUCACUGCUUCAAGCGUGGAGCGCCUACAUCCAUAACCUUGAGGAUGUAGGUCGUGACGUUUGGAACGACAAACUUAUCAAAGCUCGUGAUAAGUUUGAAAAGCGAACCCCGACAGGUGCACGCUACAAGCUGCAUCGUCUGUCAAGGGAGAAAGGAUUACCCUGCCUCAGUUGGGGAGACUCGUGCCCAUGUUGUGUGAACAACUCUGCACGAGCACCUAAGGAGGCUUACCUCCCUAAUAGCCCGUGGUGGCGCGUACGUAUCUCUAGUGAGAUGUACGAAGGUAUUGACAACCUGAAAUCCCUUUACGACCGUGCCGGGAAGACUUUCUCCAGCGGUCCUUCUGCGGCACAGGAUGUGCCGCGUCGUACUGCUCAACCAGACCCAGUACGUCAACCAUCAGUUGGGAGCGGGGCUCCCAAGUAUCCAGGACGGGGGAUAGCCGCGCCACCGGACGAGAUUUAUAACUCGUCCGACUUCCGUUCACGUCGCGGUGGUUCAACAGCUGCUCAACUAGAUAGCGCUGGCCACCGCGAGAGUCCUCUAAUGGAGGUGGAGGAGGAGGGAAGACGCUCUCCACACGAUCAUGGGGAUCCGUGUGUUUCCGAGAGCUUCUUUGAUCGCGUAACGCAAGGGUUACGCGGCGAUCUCGAACAUGAGCGGGACAUGCGUCUCCAACUGGCGGACGCUGUCUCGAAGCAUCGAGCUGAGUUUGCCUUUGCUCAGCUUCAUAACGAGAGAGCUCUGACAUCUCUUCGUGACGAGCUAAGGGUAGCUCGUGGGGAUGUUGAGCGGUCUCGGGCUGAGAUAACUGCUCUUCAGACCCUUGUUGAUGCCCAUCAUCGGGAGCACAAGGCUCUCUGCGAGAUGCUUGAUUGCAAGGGCGUUCUUCAUCGGAAGAAGCAGCAUACUGAUGGUACGGCUUAA